UGCGACCUUGAUGCGGUCCUUCACCCAAUUAUAGAGAAUAAUAACUUAGCAUUAACAACCUGCCUAUGCCUGGGAGCAGUAACUACAGUAUUUACAGCCGCCUGUGCUUUAACACAAAAUGAUAUUAAAAAAAUUGUAGCAUUUUCAACAUCCAGUCAAUUAGGACUCAUAAUAGUUACAAGUGGCCUUAACCAACAUCAACUGGCAUUCCUACACAUCUGCACCCACGCUUUUUUCAAAGCAAUAUUAUUUUUAUGCUCAGGCUCCAUUAUCCAUAGCCUUAAUGAUGAGCAGGACAUCCGAAAAAUAGGAGGAUUACAAAAUCUGUUACCAUUCACCUCAACCUGCCUAACCAUCGGCAGCCUAGUCCUGACAGGAACACCCUUUCUAGCAGGAUUCUUCUCAAAAGAUGCCAUUAUUGAAGCACUAAAUACCUCCUACUUAAAUGCCUGAGCCCUAACCUUAACUCUUAUUGCCACAUCUUUCAGCACUGUUUAUAGUUUCCGAGUAGUAUUUUUCGUCACUAUAGGCACCCCUCGAUUUAUCCCAUUAUCACCAAUUAACGAAAACAACUUGUCAGUAAUUAACCCAAUUAAACGACUUGCCUGAGGAAGUAUCAUUGCAGGACUUAUUAUUACAUCAAAUUUCCUGACUAUUAUAACUAUACCAACAACCCUAAAAGUAGCUUCCCUCAUAGUAACAAUUAUUGGCCUACUUACAGCCAUGGAAUUAGCAGAACUAACCAGCAAACAAUUUAAAACUAAUCCCAUAACCCCACUCCACCACUUUUCCAACAUACUAGGUUAUUUUCCAAUAAUUAUUCAUCGACUGACCCCAAAACUAAACUUGGUAUUAGGACAAUCUAUUGCUACGCAACUAGUAGACCAAACCUGGUUUGAAGCCAUAGGGCCAAAAGGAGUAUCUUCCACUCAGGUUAAGAUGGCCAAAACUAUUAGUGAUACUCAACGAGGUAUAAUCAAAAUUUACUUAACAAUCUUUUUAUUAUCAAUAACCCUCGCCAUCUUAUUGACAAUAAUUUAA
Messenger RNA from Triplophysa rosa, 1041 nucleotides. Its product is annotated as NADH-ubiquinone oxidoreductase chain 5-like. Gene Ontology annotation, biological process: electron transport coupled proton transport; ATP synthesis coupled electron transport. Gene Ontology annotation, molecular function: NADH dehydrogenase (ubiquinone) activity. The record is from RefSeq and is a predicted model, not a curated record. Lineage: Eukaryota; Metazoa; Chordata; Actinopteri; Cypriniformes; Nemacheilidae.